Messenger RNA from Adineta ricciae, 213 nucleotides. Lineage: Eukaryota; Metazoa; Rotifera; Eurotatoria; Adinetida; Adinetidae. The record is from the annotation of a GenBank genome assembly.
AUGGCCGAUCAAUGCCAGUUUACAUUGAUUGGUGCGUGGGAGAACGAAGAAGCGUUCGAAGAUCAUCUACAAUCGGAUCAUUAUCGGAAAGCCGAUUCAUCGAUGAAAGACGAUGUAUCUAAAACGACUGAAGUGAAACGAUAUAAAUACAUUCAAACCGAUCCGAGUAAAAUGGCCGAUACAAAAAGUAGUGGCUUCUGUGUUUUAAUCUAA